This is a messenger RNA of Sinocyclocheilus grahami, 594 nucleotides long. Its product is annotated as PR domain zinc finger protein 12-like. The coding region runs from base 22 to 594 and encodes 190 amino acids. The record is from RefSeq and is a predicted model, not a curated record. Gene Ontology annotation, molecular function: protein binding. The transcript is spliced from 3 exons. Lineage: Eukaryota; Metazoa; Chordata; Actinopteri; Cypriniformes; Cyprinidae.
AGACCCUGCGCCACAGCACUCAUGGGUUCGGUUCUGCCCGCGGAGGCGCUCGCGCUGAAGUCCAGGCUCAGGUCUCAGCUGUGUGAGAUCAUCACCUCUGAUAUCCUGCACAGUUUUCUGUACGGCCGAUGGAGGAACGUGCUGGGAGAGAAUCCGUGCGAGGAGCCGCAGAGGACCGCCUUCACCGCCGAGGCUCUCGCGCAGUCCUUCCCCGGAGAGGUGCAGAAGCUGUCGAGUCUGGUUCUGCCCAGCGAGGUCAUCAUCGCUCAGAGUUCAGUCCCUGGAGAAGGUCUGGGGAUUUUCUCCAAGACCUGGAUCAAAGCUGGCACUGAGAUGGGCCCGUUCUCCGGGAGCCUCGUGUCCCCUGAGCACGUGGACCUGCGGAAGAACAAUAACCUCAUGUGGGAGGUGUUUAACGAGGACGGCACAGUGCGCUGCUUCAUCGAUGCCAGUCAGGAGGACCAGCGCAGCUGGAUGACCUACAUUAAAUGUGCCCGGAACGAGCAGGAGCAAAACCUGGAGGUGGUUCAGAUCGGAAGCAGCAUCUUCUACAAAACCCUGGAGGUCAGACACCUUCCUCACAAAGUCUCAUGA